Drosophila obscura is the source of this 1775-nucleotide messenger RNA. It is a transcript of the gene Adck1, whose product is annotated as aarF domain-containing kinase 1. Gene Ontology annotation, molecular function: protein kinase activity; ATP binding. Gene Ontology annotation, cellular component: mitochondrial inner membrane. NCBI's taxonomy places the organism in Eukaryota, Metazoa, Arthropoda, Insecta, Diptera, Drosophilidae. The record is from RefSeq and is a predicted model, not a curated record. The transcript has 3 exons. The coding region runs from base 159 to 1712 and encodes 517 amino acids. Gene Ontology annotation, biological process: mitochondrion organization; protein phosphorylation; lipid homeostasis.
CUCUGCUGUGACGUCACCCGAGCAGCUGUUGCCUGUCGGACCGUUUCUAAAUAAUUUCGUUGCUUCUAUAAAGUGUCUGCUUUGUUGUUUACCUACGCGGCUGCAAUACCAGCAGCGCCACCUAAAGCGCACAAAAUCUACAGAAGCUGCUGCCACAGAUGUUGUUGCGUCGCGUUCUUGGCUAUGGCGUAUUGGGCGCUGGCGUGGUCAGCACCGGCUUGAGUCUCCACAGCAACGACUACGAUCCGAACUCGCUGGGAAUUGUGCGCCUGUCGCGCUCCGCUGCUGCCGUCGUGGAUGUGGCUCUGACUUACAAGCGGGAACUCUACUACAGGGAAUGGGACAAGGAGACGCCCGAGUACAAGGCUGAGAAGAGUCGGGUGCACAAGAUAGCGGCCGAGAAGCUGCUGAAACUGAUAUGCACCAACAAGGGAGUGUACAUAAAGGUGGGGCAACACAUAGGCGCUUUGGAGUAUUUGCUGCCCAAGGAGUUUGUGCAGACAAUGAAGGUGCUGCAUUCGGAUGCGCCACAGAAUCCAAUCGAGGACCUGUACAAGGUUAUCCGGCAGGACCUGAAGUGCAAUCCAGAGGAUAUAUUCGAUAGCUUUGAGCGGGAGCCGCUUGGCACCGCCUCCCUGGCGCAGGUGCACAAGGCACGUCUGAAGACCGGCGAGAUAGUGGCUGUAAAGGUACAGCAUCCGUAUGUGAAGGGCAACUCCCGGGUGGAUAUGAAGACGAUGGAGCUGGCGGUUAAUGUGCUAGCCAGAAUAUUCCCGGACUUCAAGAUCCACUGGCUGGUGGAGGAGUCCAAGAAGAACCUGCCCGUCGAGCUGGACUUCAUCAACGAGGGCCGCAACGCCGAGAAGGUGGCAAAGCAAUUCGAGAAGUUUAGCUGGCUGCGCGUGCCCAAGAUCUACUGGCAAGUGAGCUCCUCCCGUGUCCUGGUAAUGGAGUAUCUGGAGGGUGGCCAUGUCACGGAUCUCUCCUACAUCAAGAAGAACAAAAUCGACGCUUUUGCGGUGGCCAAUCGCAUCGGCCGGCUGUACUCGGAGAUGAUCUUCAGUACGGGCUUCGUGCACAGUGAUCCGCAUCCGGGCAACAUUCUGGUGCGACGCACACCUCAGCACAGUGUGGAGAUUAUCCUGCUGGACCACGGGCUGUACGCCAACUUGACCGACAAGUUCCGCUACGAUUACUCCAAGCUCUGGCUAAGCAUACUCAAUGUGGACCGCAAGGCCAUGCGACUUCACAGCGAGCAGCUGGGCAUCAAGGGCGAGCUCUACGGGCUGUUUGCCUGCAUGGUGACUGGCCGGCCCUGGGAGACGGUCAUGCAGGGCAUCACCAAAGUUAAAUAUUCCAAAGAAGAGAAGAACACGCUACAAAACAACACGUCCAUGGUGCUACCUCACAUUUCGGAUGUCCUGGAGCAGGUGGAUCGCCAGAUGCUGCUCAUCCUCAAGACGAACGAUCUGAUUCGGGGCAUUGAGUCGACGCUGCGCACACAGAACCGCAUGACCGCUUUUUGGGUCAUGUCCAAGUGCUGUGUUCAAUCGUCGUAUGCGGAGCAGAGGACACAGCUGGACAACUCGCGUUCGCGUAUCCUCUGGCUGCGGCUGCACGAACGCUGGGAGCUGCUCAAAUUGAACUGUUACUACCUCUACCUGGGACUGAUUAACUUUGGUUUCCUCGAAGCACUCAAGCAGGUCAUAUAGCGAUACCGGAAUUAAAAGUACAAAACUGUUGACAAAUUACCUCGCUGUCGCUGCAGAGCCAGG